AUGUUGGAAUCAGAGAUCCCUGAACGCAGAUCUCAAAUCACCAUCUCCUUGAAGGUAUCUACGGACCUCAACCUGGCAAUGUUGUAUAACCAAUUAGAAAGGCUACAACGAAUAAUAGCAUGUUGCUUGCGAUUUAAGUACAAUUGCCGCGCGAAAAACGAAUCCAUGUGUGGACCCAUCACUGCGGGCGAGCUUCAAGGCGCGCUGAAUGUACUUCUAAAACAGGCUCAGAAGCGGUAUUUUCUGGAAGAAAUGAACCUGUUAGCUCGUGGUCAACAUAUCCGAACUAGCAGUAAGCUUAGGUCUCUGACCCCAUUCAUUGAUGCAGCUGGGAUCCUGCGAGUUGGUGGACGGUUACAACAUACGCAUGCGAGUUUUGAUGAACCCCACCCCAUUAUACUCAAUGCCGAUGAUCCACUCACAAGGCUGCUAGUCGAUUACGAGCAUCGACGAUUGAUGCACGCUGGACCCCAACACCUAUUGGCUUCACUCCAGCGGCGAUAUUGA
Macrosiphum euphorbiae (potato aphid) is the source of this 507-nucleotide messenger RNA. The record is from the annotation of a GenBank genome assembly. Lineage: Eukaryota; Metazoa; Arthropoda; Insecta; Hemiptera; Aphididae.